GACAGGUUGGAGCCCUUUGAAAGCCCAUAAGUGUUAUUUUUCUUGUUGGAUUAGGACCAUUGUUGUCGUUUGAGGAACAUAACAAAAUACAGGCAUUGAGAUAAUUGAACCACCCCUCCGAAAACAAAAGAGCCCUACUUUAGCUUUGACCCUUCUUCUCUCUCUAUCUUUUCAUGUAGACCCAGCCUCUCUUUUGACACUCUCUCUCUCAAAAGCUCUUCUGUUUCUCUCUCUUUCUCUCUUCCUUUCUUGUCUCGCCCUCCACAUAUUUUCAGGAAAGAGUAAGCCAUUUAAUUCUUUGAUUCUAUCUCUCUACAGUAGUUGGUAAGUGAAUGGGAGAGAAAGUUGGCUUCUUUUUGCUUCACUGCUAAAGCAAAGGGCUUUCAAAGCUCUGAUCUUUGAAACUAUAUCAGCACAUAGGUGUUAGUGGGGUUCUGGAUCCAAAGUUGUAGAAAUCAGUUUGCUGUUGAUGGAGUUGAAGAUGAAAGUAACUAAGAUUGCUAGCUGAGGGAACCGUGCAUCAAUGAUUCGGGGUAAGUGGUGGGUUUGUAUGGUCCAAUCUAUGUAACAAGUUUGCCUUCUCUCCAUGGCCUCAAAAUCUGGUUCCAGACCUUCCCCAACAAUGCAAAGGAAACCAUUUGGUAGCCAAACAAUGGAAGGGAAUUUUAGUCAGCCUUCUCCUAUACAAAUCACCAAGACAGUCAAAUCAGAGCUGGUUACGCCAAAGACAGUACCUAUGAGUGUGCAGCAAGAUGCAUCCAAACAAGAUUCUGUUGCAACCAGAGAGGAUAUAAAACCACUGAAACCUCAUAAAUUAGAGUCCGUUGAGCUCUUGACAAAGAAAGUAGAUUCAGAUCUAUCCUUGGGUAAUCCCGAAGAAGUUCCAAAUAAUGUUGGUUCUGAAGUGAGUCAGAUUGGCGUGUUACCAGAAGCUUCUGCUGAACAAGAAAAGAAAGCAUCGGAACAUGGAAUUAAUUCAGCUUCAGCUAAAUCCAGUGAUGGGGCCUCGAGCCUUGUCAAGACUAGUGGAAGUGCCAAAGUUGGUGAUCAUCCUGAUUAUAUUGAGAGUGGUAAGAGAAGUAUGUGUAGAGGUAGCACGAGCAGUGAUUUGAGCGAUGAAAGUACGUGUAGCAGCUUAAAUAGCGGUAUCAACAAACCUCAUAAAGCAAAUGAUAUAAGGUGGGAAGCCAUUCAAGCUGUCCGAGCAAAAGAUGGUGCAUUGGGCUUGAACCAUUUCAGAUUGCUGAUGAGAUUAGGCUGUGGGGAUAUUGGAAGUGUCUAUCUUUCAGAAUUAAGUGGAACAAAGUGUUAUUUUGCUAUGAAGGUGAUGGACAAAGCUUCUUUAGCAAGUCGUAAGAAACUUCUUCGAGCUCAAACAGAGAGAGAGAUACUACAAUCCCUGGACCAUCCCUUCCUUCCAACAUUGUAUACCCAUUUCGAGACUGAUAAAUUUUCAUGUUUAGUAAUGGAGUUCUGCCCUGGGGGUGAUUUGCAUACACUACGACAGAGACAACCGGGAAAGCAUUUUACUGAGCAAGCAGUAAAGUUCUAUGUAGCAGAGGUUCUCCUAGCUUUGGAAUAUCUCCACAUGCUUGGUAUUGUUUAUCGUGAUCUCAAGCCAGAAAAUGUUCUUGUUCGAGAAGAUGGACAUAUAAUGCUUUCAGACUUUGACCUUUCCCUCCGUUGUGCUGUUAGUCCCACACUAGUCAAGUCAUCCACACUUGAGUCUGAACCGUUGCGAAAAAAUCCAGUUUAUUGUGUACAACCAGCUUGCAUUGAGCCCUCCUGCAUCCAGCCAUCAUGUGUGGCCCCUACAACAUGUUUUUCACCUCGCUUCUUUUCAUCAAAAUCCAAAAAAGACCGGAAGCCCAAGAAUGAAAUGGGGAACCAAGUCAGUCCAUUGCCCGAACUUAUUGCUGAGCCAACCAAUGCUCGCUCCAUGUCAUUUGUGGGAACCCAUGAGUACUUGGCACCUGAAAUUAUCAAGGGUGAGGGACAUGGAAGUGCAGUUGACUGGUGGACUUUUGGGAUCUUCUUGUAUGAGCUAUUGUUUGGUAAAACUCCUUUCAAGGGGUCUGGGAAUCGAGCAACCCUCUUCAAUGUUGUAGGCCAGCCCUUGAGAUUCCCAGAAUCACCAGUGGUAAGUUUUUCAGUCAGAGAUUUGAUAAGGGGCUUGCUGGUCAAAGAGCCACAGCAUAGAUUGGCAUAUAAGCGAGGGGCAACAGAGAUUAAGCAACAUCCCUUCUUUGAAGGUGUAAAUUGGGCUUUAAUUCGAUGUGCGAGUCCACCAGAGAUUCCAAAACCGGUUGUGAUAGAGCAGAUCCCAGCCCCCAAAUCAUCAGCUGGUGAUAAAGCGGCUGCUGUUCCUGCUGCCAAUGAUCGGAAUAACUAUCUGGAAUUUGAUUUCUUUUAAUUAUUCUCAGAACCAUGUUCCUGUUUGUUUUCCUUUUUCUAUUUGAGAGAAAUUUAGAGUUUAUGAAAUGUUGAUGAUGUGCAAAUUAGGAUUUCUAGAAUGAUAAUGAUCACAUGCUUGAUGACUUAAUUUUCACAUUUGUAUUUGCAUAAGUGAAAACAUCAUGUUGGUUCUGCAAUACAUCUUUUCCUGAGAAUUGUAGCAUACUUGAAGGCUAUAGUCUUGAUUUUCUCCAGGAUGUUAUAAAAGGAUCAAAUAUUGAAAGAGCUUCUAAGUGUCUUAAAUGAUAUCUCUUCUGCUCGUCUGUCCUUCAAUGUUAGAAACUCAAUUUUAAAGUU
Durio zibethinus is the source of this 2751-nucleotide messenger RNA. Its product is annotated as serine/threonine-protein kinase D6PK-like. The record is from RefSeq and is a predicted model, not a curated record. Gene Ontology annotation, molecular function: ATP binding; protein kinase activity. Gene Ontology annotation, biological process: protein phosphorylation. Lineage: Eukaryota; Viridiplantae; Streptophyta; Magnoliopsida; Malvales; Malvaceae.